AUGAUCCUAAAUUGGCUGGAGACGCCUGACCGGGCUGAAGAGGGGACCAGGAGGACGCCGCACUCUGACCGUCACCUGUCACCAGGCACUCCUGAUGAAAAGAACACUAAGAUCACAUUCAACUUCCAAAGUAGGCAGGCCUCAUGUUGCUCUCCUCCAAACUGUCCCGGUCCAUCAGUUCUUCACUUUGGGCCAGCAAGUGGACCGCUCCAGGUGAUCCUUUCCUACUGCUGCCUUGGACAGCUCCACCUAAUUGAGCAACCACGACACCGUCUUCCUCACUGUUCAGAAGAUAUUCCCUUCAGGUUGCCCCCAGUGAUGACUGUAUUGAACCCUGUACCUCCUGAUUAAACUGGUUGGAUGCCCCCAUUUAACAUCCAGCUUUCCAACUUCAGCGGCAUCUCAACUAAUCUCGCUCCAAUUCAUCCGUCACCAUCUUCCUGGAGAAAAGCUUCCAGGAGAUUUCGAGAAGAUUCCGUGUAGAAUAUGUCUGGCCCUGUCCCCAGCCGCUCUCGAGUUUACCCUGAUGUAAACACACAGAGACCGAGGGAAUACUGGGACUAUGAGUCCCAUGUUGUUGAGUGGGGAAACCAGGACGACUAUCAGCUAGUCAGGAAACUCGGGCGGGGUAAAUAUAGCGAGGUGUUCGAAGCUAUAAACAUCACAAACAACGAAAAAGUGGUCGUCAAAAUACUAAAGCCGGUGAAGAAAAAGAAAAUCAAGAGGGAAAUAAAGAUCCUAGAGAACCUCCGGGGCGGCCCAAACAUCAUCUCACUCUUAGAUAUUGUCAAGGAUCCUGUGUCCCGAACCCCUGCUCUGGUUUUUGAACAUGUGAACAACACAGACUUCAAGCAAUUGUAUCAAACCCUAUCUGACUUUGACAUCCGGUUCUACAUGUAUGAAAUCUUAAAGGCUUUGGAUUACUGCCAUAGUAUGGGCAUCAUGCACAGAGAUGUGAAGCCACACAAUGUAAUGAUUGAUCAUGAACACAGAAAGCUUCGCUUAAUCGACUGGGGCUUGGCAGAGUUCUAUCACCCAAACCAGGAAUAUAACGUGCGAGUGGCCUCCAGGUACUUCAAAGGACCUGAACUUCUGGUAGAUUACCAGAUGUAUGACUACAGUUUGGACAUGUGGAGUUUGGGCUGCAUGCUGGCUAGCAUGAUCUUCAGAAAGGAACCUUUCUUUCACGGUCACGACAACUACGAUCAGCUCGUGCGAAUUGCAAAAGUACUGGGCACAGAGGACCUGUAUGACUACACUGACAAAUACAACAUUGAAUUGGACCCGCGAUUCAACGACAUCUUGGGAAGGCACUCUCGUAAAAGGUGGGAGAGGUUUGUGCACAGCGAGAACCAGCACCUGGUUAGCACAGAGGCUCUGGACUUCCUGGACAAACUGCUGCGCUACGACCAUCAAGCCCGUCUGACAGCCAAAGAGGCCAUGGAUCAUCCAUACUUCUUUCCCAUCGUUAGAGAUCAGGGAAGGGGGGCCACUCCCGGAGGGAUGGCGGCCAGCUCCACACCAGUCAGCUCCUCAAGUAUGAUGGCCGGCAUCAGCUCAAUGACCUCCUCACAGCCGCUGGCAAACAUCGCUGGAUCACCCGUCAUCUCCGCCCCCAACACUCUGGCCACACAAGUCCCCGCAGCCACCGGGGCCCAGCCCUGAGGGGGACCCCUCUGUUCCCCCUAGUCCUGUGUUUGUGUGUGAUCAUGGCCACAUCCUGCCUAGUUCUCACUGUGGCUGCCACGCCUCCCCCCUUUUUAUGUUGACAAUAACAAAGAUGAUUUAAAUUGCUUUUCACAUUCAUUUAUAUUUUGACACCUGGACUUGACAGAACAUGUACUUAUUGCACCUGUCAGGAUUGUUAGACUUAAUUUGGGUGUGUUAUUUGACAAUGACAAUGUCUAGAAAUUCUAAUAAGAUGUAGACAUGAAGAGAAUGGAUAAUAAAAUUUAUUUUGUAUGUUCCAACUAUACAGUCUUGCUUGAAACUGUUUGACGUGGGAUCCUGCUGUACGACACUGUGAACCUUCCCCCCGCCCCCCCCCGACUUCACACAACACAGUCAGGACUCUGGUGUGCUCUUUGUGGCGCACACAUACACUCAAUACACACACACACACACAAACACACAUUGCUAUGUUGAGGAGUUGUUGGUAUUUUGAAGUUGUUAGUUGCCAUCAUUCAAUAAUUGGACUUUUGUAGAUAUUCUACAGUUACUGUCAGGUUGCAUGCACCCAAUGCUGAAUAUCACAGGGUUGAUAGUUUGCCAAUUUUAUGUUACUUUCACUUCUGUAUGUGUAUGUAUGUGUUCAUGUUUGUUUUUUUAUCAAGUCUCUUUACAAAUAAUUUUGAUGACAUAGACAAUUUUGUAACUUUUUGUUUUAUGUUUGGUAAGAGUCAUCACCUACGGAAAAACAACUUCAAAAAAUAAACAGUUUAAACAGG
Doryrhamphus excisus (bluestripe pipefish) is the source of this 2447-nucleotide messenger RNA. RefSeq names its product casein kinase II subunit alpha. Gene Ontology annotation, biological process: regulation of cell cycle; peptidyl-threonine phosphorylation; peptidyl-serine phosphorylation. Gene Ontology annotation, molecular function: protein serine/threonine kinase activity; ATP binding. Lineage: Eukaryota; Metazoa; Chordata; Actinopteri; Syngnathiformes; Syngnathidae. Gene Ontology annotation, cellular component: cytosol; nucleus; protein kinase CK2 complex. The record is from RefSeq and is a predicted model, not a curated record.